GGAGUACUAUUAAUUUUAGUUAAAAGAAUUAUCCUGUUCCACAAUGGCGAGGGUUGUUCGGAAUCUUCUCUUACGCUCAUCCGCCGUUCCGACACCGCUCAAAUUCCACGACCUCCGUCUUCCCGGCAGCUUUAGUUUCUCCACUUCUGCUUCAAUUCGCAGUAAAGCUCGCAAAAACAAAGGCAAAAACUUGGAGAAGAGCAGCAAUAUUAGUGUAAUUAACCAAAGCAAGCUUUCACAAGUGAAGCGACGGACUCGGUCGGAGAAAGAGCUGGAUGAGGAGGCGUUCCUGAAGAACUAUGGAAAUGACAAUUCUGCCCAUGUCCCUGUCUUGCUCGGUGAAGUUUUGGAUGUAUUCACCUCCGUUACUCUCCGCUCUUUCCUUGAUUGUACUCUCGGUGCCGCCGGCCAUUCCUCUGCGAUAAUUCGAGCUCAUCCCGAAAUGCAAGUAUAUGUUGGGCUUGAUGUUGAUCCCAUUGCGCAUCAAAAGGCUCAAUCUCAGCUGAAGAGUAUUAUAGAUAGGGACUCUUUUGAUACGGCUUCCGCCUUGAAAGUGCAUACCUUUUUGAAAAAUUUUAAGGACGUCAAGUCUGUGCUUGGUGAAGUUGCAGAUGACUUAUUGAUUGGUGGAGUUAAUGGGAUCUUGAUGGACUUGGGUAUGUCAUCUAUGCAGGUAAAUGAUGCUGGAAGAGGUUUUAGCGUGCUGAAGAAUGGACCUCUUGACAUGAGAAUGAAUCCAAAGGCAACUCUAAAAGCUGAAGACAUAUUGAAUUCUUGGCCAGCUGAUGAAGUAGGGCGAGUUCUGCGAGAAUAUGGAGAAGAAAGCAAUUGGUACUCUCUUCAAAACAGAAUUGUUAAGGCUCGUCUACAUGGAGGGUUACAUUCUACCAAUGAGCUGGUAGACCUUAUUCAGAAUUCAACUUCUAGGACGAAAGGAAGGCAAGGUUGGAUUAAGACCGCGACAAGAGUUUUUCAGGCUUUGCGGAUAGCUGUUAAUGAUGAACUCAAGACUUUGGAGGAUUCCAUCUGUGCUUGUUUUGAGUCUCUCAGUUCUGGUGGUAGGCUUGCCGUAAUUUCAUUCCACAGUUUGGAGGACAGAAUAGUAAAGCAGGCAUUUCUCAAUAUUAUGAACUGCAGUGAAGUUGAUGGAGGUGGGGUUGAAGAUGAAGAAGUGAAGCGCUUACGUGAGCUGAGGAAAAUUAAUCUGGAUACUGUUAAAGAGGAAGCAUGGAUUAAACAGGUGAUACAAGGACAAAAUGGAACUAUCCUUACAAAAAGACCCAUAACACCAUCUGAAAAGGAGGAAACACUGAAUCCUCGAAGCCGGAGUGCUAAACUAAGAGUAAUUCAAAAAGCCUGAAGAAAGGUGGUUUCAUAGACGUAUUGGACCUUGAGGAGAUCUUUCUCUCGAAGAUGAGGAGCUUUACCAAUUGUUCAACAUCUAAAGUUAAGUAAUCACAACUUUUUCUUGAUCGUCCUUCAACUUUAUUCGUCUUGAAUAGUUUUCCUCACAAGUAAUUAAGCCUUAUGAAGCUCUAGCUCCUCUGGACUUGUCAUACAUUUCAAUGAUUCACCAAUUUGGUACCACAUUCCAAUCAGCUUAUCAUCACAUUGUUCGAUCAAGGAAAUGGUGGUCCUGUAUGUA
Messenger RNA from Solanum verrucosum, 1645 nucleotides. RefSeq lists its product as uncharacterized. The record is from RefSeq and is a predicted model, not a curated record. The transcript is spliced from 5 exons. NCBI's taxonomy places the organism in Eukaryota, Viridiplantae, Streptophyta, Magnoliopsida, Solanales, Solanaceae. Bases 44 to 1360 code for a protein of 438 amino acids. Gene Ontology annotation, biological process: rRNA base methylation. Gene Ontology annotation, molecular function: rRNA (cytosine-N4-)-methyltransferase activity.